Molecule: messenger RNA, 993 nt
Organism: Mercurialis annua (annual mercury)
Lineage: Eukaryota; Viridiplantae; Streptophyta; Magnoliopsida; Malpighiales; Euphorbiaceae
Exons: 3
Coding region: 1-993 (330 amino acids)
Source: RefSeq, a predicted model, not a curated record
AUGUGUGAAAGUAUCGGCCAAGAAUCCCCACGCGAUUCCCAAGAAUCGGAUUUGAACUCCGAGAUCAGGAGUCAGCCGGCCCUUGGCCGGCUCAUAGUCAAAAGACAUUUUCUAGCUGAGCUAGGUGGCGACUUCAUAUUUUUCAAAAUCUAUUUCGUAAUAGAGGUCUGUUAUAAACUUGGACGAGUGGUCUCUGAAUCCUACUCCGCUUACAAUACCUUAUUCACUCCCUUUUAUUUCGGAAACUUAAACGCAAAUCUUGCUUCUACUCAACAGGAUAUCAUUGUUCUUGUUUCUCUUAAUGAACAUCGUGUUUUGAAUUCUUCUGAGAAAGAUCAGUUGGUUUCUCUACAUGGGAAAGCUUUAGCUACGUCUAAGCAAUUAGAGUCGUUAUGGUGGCAAAAAUCUCGUGUGAAGUGGCAUCUCUUAGGAGAUAACAACUCUAAAUUCUUUCACACAAUGGCUUCGAUUCACCAUAGGCACAAUUACAUCUCAGGGAUAACUAUUGAAGGCUCUUCUUACGAUUCGGUGGAAGAUAUCAGGGAGCAUAUUUUCAAAUUCUAUAAGAAUUUGUUUAGGCGUCAAACUCAGCCGUUGUUUUCUGUUGGUGAAUUACCGUUGCAGUCUUUGAAUGAUGAACAGCCAGUUGGGCUGAUUAGAUGCUUUUCCGAGGAGGAAAUUCUUGCUGGUCUGAAUAGUUGUGGGGAGAACAAAGCUCCGGGACCUGAUGGCUUCAAUCACUUCUUUUACAGGCGUGCAUGGUCUUUUUUGAAAGAGGAUAUUUUGACGAUUUUCUCAAAUCUCCAUGUAACAGGUGCUGUCCCUUUUGGCUUAAACACUGCAUUUCUAGUCCUUGUUCCUAAAUUCAAAGGUGCUUGUGAUAUCAAGGAUAUUAGACCAUUGAGCUUGAUACAUGGUCUCCUUAAAUUGGUUUCUAAAGUGUUAUCCAUUAGACUUGCUGUUGUACUGCCAAGUAUUAUCUCCGUAAAUUAA